This is a messenger RNA of Ooceraea biroi (clonal raider ant), 1699 nucleotides long. It is a transcript of the gene Irbp18, whose product is annotated as Inverted repeat binding protein 18 kDa. Lineage: Eukaryota; Metazoa; Arthropoda; Insecta; Hymenoptera; Formicidae. Gene Ontology annotation, biological process: regulation of transcription by RNA polymerase II; DNA-templated transcription. Gene Ontology annotation, molecular function: DNA-binding transcription factor activity, RNA polymerase II-specific; RNA polymerase II cis-regulatory region sequence-specific DNA binding. The record is from RefSeq and is a predicted model, not a curated record.
GGGCGAAUCGUCCUCGUGCUGACGAUGCGUCACACGAAGCUCGGCUACGAGUAUACCUCGCGUUGCUCAUGCUUGGAAAUUUAUAGUUGCAACUGUUCGUGUCGUGCCCACAUUCUGCGCGACAAAGCGCAACCUCGUCUCGAGAAAGUACAGUUGACAGAGAGAGAGAGAGAGAGAGUGGCUCCGAUCGGUCGCAUCGAGCGAUUAGGGAAUUUAAAUCCGACAUUGUGCGUGAACCAUCGUGUAUCCUGAAAACAUUGACCCUGAGAGGCACGUUGAUUGCUAUCUAUGCGUCUCUUUCUGUCUCUGACGCACUCCGUUCGCUCGUUCAUCCUGCGGUUAGAUGGCGCCAAAAAAUAAGGAGAACAGCUCUAAGCGGAAGAAGCAGCAGCAGGUAGAGGAUGAGGGUAACGAGGAUUACCGGAAGCGACGGGAUCGGAAUAACCAGGCUGUAAAACGAUCCAGAGUGAAAAGUAAAAUGCGUACGCAACAGACAUUGGAGCGGGUGAAUCAGCUGAAGACGGAGAACGAACUGCUCGAGGAGAAGAUCAAAAUGCUCACUAAAGAAUUAGGAUUUCUCAAGGAUCUCUUUCUAGCACACGCAGGUUCGAGUCAGCAUUCUGUAAACCUUCAAGAUCUAGAUCUCAACGCCCUCCUGGCGGAAGACAAGUCCGCGGAGCCGCUGAAGACGAGUUCCGGCAAACUGUAGACCAGCAGAAGCGCCACGUGAAGGAAUCAGCGUGGUAUUGAAUCUGAAAGAAACGCGAACAAUUCCGGCUCGUUCGAUCGAAGCGGAAACAUCUGGGAAAGAUGCCCGCUUCAAAUUCGUCGGAAAACCUCUAGGCGCGAGCCGAGUUUCGCGAACCGUAUAGCCGCAAUGAUCGACGGAGGGACUUAUUGGUAGCUAAAUUUCCAGCUUCGCGAGAAGCUAACGGGGGCGCGAGAAAGGCCGCGGAGAGUCUUUUGAACCUGCGAUAAAUAAAUAAACACGAAGUACAAAGGAAGCCAAUAAGCUCCAAGCGAGUGUACGCGCGUUGAAUAAAAUUGAGUAUUAUGACCUUUUUCGCGUAAUAAUAUCCGUCUUGAGCGUCAAGAUGAAAAAGGUAGAGAAAGAGUAGAUGCGAGUUCAAGAGAGUUUAAGGGAGGUGAGGGGAGCAAGUAAAAAGGGACGGGGUAAUAAACCUGAUCUAUGUUGUUCCUACUAUAUGGUAUAUUUCCUACAUGAUCACGAUGUUUUCAUAGAGUGACUCUUGCGUUUGAGUAAAUGGACCAUCUGCGCACGCAUUCGCGGUCCAGCACUUUUUAUUUCAACAAUGUUACACUAUGUAUAUGAAUAUAAGACGCUUCUUUCGAGAUACACCUAUUUAGAUGUAUUACUAUGUAAUUGACAUUUUAUAUACAUAUAUAUAUAUAUAUAUAUAUAUAUAUAUAUAUAUAUAUAUACUGUGUCAUAAACGCUACCGUCAAUAUUUUCGGCACGUGUCGCAAGCGGCUGCUAGACUGUUAAAUGCGUCUCGAUGACACAUCGCCGAUUUGUCUCGGAGCUAGCAAUUACAGGGCGUAAACAAGUCGAUGCGUUCGGCUGGAAAAUAAUAUUUCUGUGAAAAAUAAGAUACCUAUAUCUGUAGUUAACAUUGUUACACAAAUGUCUGACGGGGAAACGAAUGAAUAUAUUUCAAAAUAAAGUUCUCGAUCAUCG